Molecule: messenger RNA, 1012 nt
Organism: Hordeum vulgare subsp. vulgare (domesticated barley)
Lineage: Eukaryota; Viridiplantae; Streptophyta; Magnoliopsida; Poales; Poaceae
Product: two-component response regulator-like APRR5
Exons: 3
Coding region: 1-930 (309 amino acids)
Biological process (GO): regulation of flower development
Cellular component (GO): nucleus
Molecular function (GO): protein binding
Source: RefSeq, a predicted model, not a curated record
AUGUUCAAUCCUUCUUCCUCGUCUGUGCCCACCUACAGUGACCCCUCCAUGCACCAAGCAGUGAACUUCUCUGGUGAUCUGCACACAGCUCCAACCGAAAUUCCCCGUGGCAGCGGUUUCUUCCAUGGCAAUGGUGGUCUGUUCUCUCCGGUCGAUGUUUCCGCUUCGCCGCCGCCUUCCUACAUCUCUUCCCUCCUUCCCUACAACAUAAACACGAGCACCAGCUCACACUCCUUACCCUUUCACCUCCAGUUUCCUGACCCCCUCAACGGUAAUGCCGCCUUCUCUUGCCCGUCUCAUUUGACAUGGCAGUUGCAUCCACCCCCUGUUGUUUCAUCCCCGUCCUCAUCCUCCGGCGACUUCUUUGAACUCAGCCGCUCCGGUACCAUGCGGCGUGUCCUCAGCACCGGUGACCUGCAGGGGAAGAAUGUUCCGCUGCCGGCGCCAAUACCGCCGCAAUUUCCAGGCGACAACUGCAGCCAGGAAGGUGGUGAUCCUUUUUCAGAGAAGGUGGGGCGUUACAGCGCCGAAGAACGCAAGGAGAGGAUCGAGAGGUACCGCGCCAAGCGCCAGCAGAGGAACUUCCACAAGAAGAUCACUUACGCGUGCAGGAAGACACUGGCGGAUAGCAGGCCAAGGGUGCAGGGCCGCUUCGCGAGGAACGUGGAGGCGGAGGGCGACAUGGAGACGGAGGCGUCUGACAUCAGCUACGAGUACUGCCCAUACAACGACCUCAGUGGCGGCAACCGCUACGGCAGCCAGAGCCAGAGCCAGUGCAUGGAAACCGUCGGCGAUGGCGCGGCGUCUGACGACAGCAAGUGGUGGUGGGGCACGCCGGUGGCAGCCAACAAGCAGCAGCAGCAGCUUGGUUUCGACGUCGACGGCGAUGACGAAUACCAGCUGUGGGCCAGCCUCGCUGACAUGUGCUAAGCUCCGGCACCCGAUUGGUGCGGCGCUGUCUGGUCUCUGGUGCGAGGAGCACCGAGCGAGCGGCGGCUGCAGCGGUCAGAGC